AUGGACCCACAACUCGGGAGCACAGCUAACACGAAUCGAGUGUACUUCAUACCUGCUUGCAUUAUGAAAUACAAAUGUGUUUUGGACCAGAUUUCUUCAGUACUGAGUCAAAACCCUGCCUUGGCUGAUCAAAACUGCUUCCACAUUAUAAUAGUACCUAAAGUACUUACCACAUAUGACUCAGUGUUAGAAAGUAAAGGAUUGUAUGGAAUUGUGAAGCUCCAUACAUUUUCAUGGGAGCUCAUGGCUUUAGAUGAGCAACUACUUAGUUUAGAACUCCCUUUCCUCUUCAAGCAGUUAUUUGUUGAACAAAAUCAUUCCUUACUCUCCAGUAUAUCCAUGUCACUAUGGAGUAUGUUCCAUGUUACUGGGAAGCCUAGAGCUAUAUUCUCUGUUGGUAAAUUAUCUGCAAGUGUGCUGGACAUGUUGGAGAUCUACAAUGAAACUUAUGCAAGAGACUUCCUUGAUACUCACAGUUCUAAAGAAAUUGGAGCUUUGAUUGUUAUUGAUAGAAACCAAGACUAUGCAUCCAGUCUGCUCACCCCAGCUACAUAUAGUGGUUUAUUGAGUGAAUUAUUUAACAUACAUUGUGGGCAUUUAGACUUAAAUGUAAAAGAAACCAAAUUGAAGAAAGGAAAAUUGAAUUUUGGUGCAGAAGAGGAAGCAGCGACUUCCAAAAAUACAGUCAUGACAUUAGAUAGUAAUAUAGAUACUUUGUAUGGAGAAAUUAAACAUAGGCACUUCUCAGAAGUCCUCAGUGUUCUCAGUUCUAAAGCCAAGCUUUUGAAGAAUGAGGACAUUAAAGCAUUAGGGAUACAGGAAAUCAAGCAGUUUGUUGCAACUAAACUGCAACAAGUGUCACUCUUCAAACAGAAUCUAGUUAACCACGUGCUUGCUUGUGAAACUAUAAUUUCUGAAAUGAGUAACAAGUUUGAGAAUCUGAAGCUAGCUGAAACUGAGAUGUUGAACAAUAGAAAUAAGAAGUCAAACUUUACAUUUGUUGAUGAGAACUUUGGCACAGAUAUACAUAUUUACAACAGCUUGCGACUCAUGUGCUUGCUCAGUUUGACCCAGUCACUAACUUAUGAUGAAUACAAUGCUCUAAUAAGCAAGUACUUAUUGGCUUUUGGAUACAAGUACCUGUAUGUUUUCAACAAUCUCAUAAAUGCCGGUUUAUUGAUUCAGCCCUCAAGUCCAAAAUUGUCUUUGAACAUUUCAAAUCUUGGGAAUCUAAGUGACAGAUUACCGAAAUGGCAGAAUGAGUUUCAGAGUGUAGCUAACAAGUUGAAGCAGCUUCCAUCUCAGGCUGAUAAGGUUGGUAAAGCGUGCCCAAGUUAUGUGUUCCAUGGUGGGUAUGUGCCAUUGAUUGCAGUGCUCUGUAAUGCUUUACUGACAUCUGACACAUUUGCUGAUGCCUUAGCAAAGUUGUCAGCUGUAUCAGACUUGCGAGUUGGUGGUACAAUCCUAGAAAAAUUCAAGGAUGGCAUAGAAACUUUGAAUGAAAAGUUAUCAAACUUAAAGUUACAAAGUGACUUGGAAUUUGGUUGCAGAGAUGUUAGAGGUUUAGCUAAGACAUUGAAAAAUGAGCCUAAUAAAGGGGCAUGUUUUCCUUUGAAGCCUAAAACUGUGUUGGUUUACGUUAUUGGUGGUGUGAACUAUGCAGAGGUAGCAGCUUGUGAUGUGAUACAGACUAAUACGGGCAGUAAGAUAAUAGUGGCUAGUGAUUGUAUAGCCAGUGGGGCCGACUUGAUGGCUGCUAAUACUUGA
Molecule: messenger RNA, 1767 nt
Organism: Spodoptera littoralis (African cotton leafworm)
Lineage: Eukaryota; Metazoa; Arthropoda; Insecta; Lepidoptera; Noctuidae
Source: the annotation of a GenBank genome assembly